Molecule: messenger RNA, 1256 nt
Organism: Hippopotamus amphibius kiboko
Lineage: Eukaryota; Metazoa; Chordata; Mammalia; Artiodactyla; Hippopotamidae
Gene: TSPAN31
Product: tetraspanin 31
Exons: 6
Coding region: 173-805 (210 amino acids)
Cellular component (GO): membrane
Source: RefSeq, a predicted model, not a curated record
UUAGCCCCGAGUCUGGCCAAUCCGCAGGCAGGGGCGGGGCGGUGCAGGCGCAGAGGAUUGGGUUUGGCUGGACUCGAUUUAAAGAGACAGAAGCUGCCGAGGUCCCCGAAGACGGUCCCCGAGACCCUCCCCCCAAGUGCCUGGGACCACUUGGGUCCCCAAAGCUGGGGAGAUGGUUUGCGGAGGCUUUGCCUGCUCCAAGAAUGCGCUGUGCGCGCUCAACGUGGUCUACAUGCUGGUAGGCUUGUUGCUCAUUGGAGUGGCUGCGUGGGCUAAAGGCCUGGGUCUGGUGUCCAGCAUCCACAUCAUCGGAGCAGUCAUUGCUGUGGGAGUCUUCCUCCUUCUCAUCGCGGUGGCUGGACUGGUGGGUGCUGUCAACCACCACCAAGUACUGCUGUUCUUUUACAUGAUCAUUCUUGGCUUGGUCUUCAUCUUCCAGUUUGGAAUCUCUUGCUCAUGUCUGGCUAUUAACCUAAGCAAACAGACAGAUGUCAUCAAUGCUUCUUGGUGGGUCAUGAGCAAUAAGACCCGAGAUGAACUGGAAAGAAGUUUUGAUUGCUGUGGCUUGUUCAACCUCACGACCCUGGAUCAACAAGACUAUGCUUUCUGCACUGCAAUCUGCAAGAGCCGGAGCCCCACAUGCCAGAUGUGUGGAGAAAAGUUUCUUAAGCAUUCAGACGAAGCCCUGAAGAUCUUGGGGGGCGUUGGACUCUUCUUUAGCUUCACAGAGAUCCUUGGUGUUUGGCUAGCGAUGAGGUUUCGGAAUCAGAAGGAUCCUCGAGCCAACCCCAGUGCCUUUCUAUGAGACUUUGGGUCCUUCUGACUUUUCUGCUGUCUGCUCUCCCUAAGCUUUUUCUUCCUCCCUUAGGGAAAACCUGGGGUCUGUAGCCCUUUUUGUUUGAGAAAAAGGAAAGGCCCUUCGCCGUGUUCCCUAAAGAUGACUGACAAGCUAGGCUUUAUGCCUUGACGUGUUUUGUUGGGAGCAAGAUUAUAAGGAAUGAAGACAGACCUUCCUUCCUCUCUCCCUAAGUGGACAUAGAAAACCCCUGGGAGUGCAUGAGAUGGGAUAGGGGUUGGAGUCAUUCCUGGCUGUUUCCCCUCUUCUCUCUUCCACAUGCUGGACCACCUCAACAUAUCUUUGCUCUGAGGGUAGAUCAACGACAGAUCCAGAGAGAAAACCACCAAGAACUCUUGUAAUAAGCAGGACCCAGUCUGGGGAAGUUCAGUGAAUAUAAAAAUAAAAACCAUUUAAACUC